UGGGCACGCUGGACUUCAGCCUGCUCUACGACCAGGAGAACAAUGCCCUGCACUGCACCAUCAGCAAGGCCAAGGGCCUGAAGCCGAUGGACCACAAUGGGCUGGCUGACCCCUAUGUCAAGCUGCACCUGCUGCCCGGAGCCAGUAAGGCAAAUAAGCUCAGAACAAAAACUCUCCGUAACACUCUGAACCCCACAUGGAAUGAGACCCUCACUUACUAUGGGAUCACAGAUGAAGACAUGAUCCGCAAGACCCUGCGGAUCUCCGUGUGCGAUGAGGACAAAUUCCGCCACAACGAGUUCAUUGGGGAGACACGAGUGCCCCUGAAGAAGCUGAAACCCAACCAUACCAAGACGUUCAGCAUCUGCCUGGAGAAGCAGCUGCCAGUGGACAAGACAGAAGACAAGUCCCUGGAGGAGCGGGGCCGUAUCCUCAUCUCCCUCAAGUACAGCUCGCAGAAGCAGGGCCUGCUGGUGGGCAUCGUGCGCUGCGCACACCUGGCCGCCAUGGACGCCAAUGGCUACUCGGACCCCUACGUGAAAACAUACCUGAAGCCAGAUGUGGACAAGAAAUCCAAACACAAGACAGCGGUAAAGAAGAAAACCCUGAACCCGGAGUUCAACGAGGAGUUCUGUUAUGAGAUCAAACAUGGGGACCUGGCCAAGAAGACCCUAGAGGUCACCGUUUGGGAUUACGACAUCGGAAAAUCCAACGAUUUCAUCGGCGGCGUGGUUCUGGGCAUCCAUGCCAAGGGCGAGCGCCUGAAGCACUGGUUUGACUGCCUGAAGAACAAGGACAAGCGGAUCGAGCGCUGGCACACGCUCACCAACGAGCUCCCAGGGGCCGCGCUCAGCGACUGACGCCUGCCCGGCCGGGGAGCCCGACACAGCUGGCCCUGGGCGUCCUCAGCUGCCACCAAGGGCUGUGGCCCCCCACUGGGGCAGAUCCAGGACGCCUUCUUGGACACAGAUCCACUGCAGCUCCC
This is a messenger RNA of Galeopterus variegatus (Sunda flying lemur), 985 nucleotides long. RefSeq names its product double C2-like domains, beta (gene DOC2B). Gene Ontology annotation, cellular component: membrane. Lineage: Eukaryota; Metazoa; Chordata; Mammalia; Dermoptera; Cynocephalidae. The coding region runs from base 87 to 860 and encodes 257 amino acids. The record is from RefSeq and is a predicted model, not a curated record. The transcript has 8 exons.